Messenger RNA from Papilio machaon (common yellow swallowtail), 1947 nucleotides. Its product is annotated as pancreatic lipase-related protein 2. Gene Ontology annotation, molecular function: triacylglycerol lipase activity. Gene Ontology annotation, biological process: lipid metabolic process. The transcript has 11 exons. Lineage: Eukaryota; Metazoa; Arthropoda; Insecta; Lepidoptera; Papilionidae. The record is from RefSeq and is a predicted model, not a curated record. The coding region runs from base 232 to 1812 and encodes 526 amino acids.
AAGCACCAACGUUUAUCACACUGUUAUUCGAUCUGUUAGCAACCAGCUGUACAGUUUGUGUCGUAGUACGUUGAUCGUAUUUCAUUAGUUCAUUUCAUAGAAUUCUUCGAUAAUAUUGUGACGUUUUCAUUGUUAGAAUUGUGGAUUCAGCCAGUCUCAAAGUUCCUUUACCACUGGCAUCAAGGUAGUCGUUUAAAAAAAUAAAAGAGAAAAAAAAGUGAUUUAGUGACCAUGUAUAAUAAAACAAGUGCGACUUUAAUGCUGCAAACAAUUAUGGUGUUAAUGGAUAAACAGAAUUCAACGGACGUGACACGUUUCCCUACAAACUUUUUCGAGGAUGCUGAGCUGGAGAGGUGCUACGGUAUCUACGGGUGCUUCUCCAAAGCUUAUCCAUGGACAGAGAACCGUCCUGAUAACUACUUCCCUGCUCCACCGGACUCAUUGGGUGUUAGGUAUGCAGUAUUCACUAGACGGAAUAGAAAGAUCCCAUUACUAUUACAAGCGGAUGAUAGCGAGAAAAUUCAAAAUGCCAACAUCGAUCCUAGAGGGCCAUUUUACUUGAUCACUCAUGGAUUCAUUGAUGGCGGACAUAAAAUAUGGGUACAAAAUAUGGCAAAUGCCCUCUUGAACGUAGAGGGCAAUGAAGCGGCCACAGUUAUGAUCGUAGACUGGCGGAAAGGUUCCCAGCCUCCGUACGGGCAGGCCGUUGCUAAUAUACGACUGGUUGGAGCUAUGACCGCGCAUCUUUUGCAUACUUUAUAUAAAGUGCUAGGUUUGACCAAUUUAGACAAUUUUCACUUCAUCGGUCAUUCCUUGGGCGCUCAUCUUGCCGGAUACUGCGGUCACACUUUACAAAGGCAAUUCAACUUGAAGCUGGGCAGGAUAACGGGCUUAGACCCAGCAGCGCCGUAUUUCAGUAACACGGUGACACUGGUGCGCCUCGACCGCUCUGAUGCCAAGUACGUCGACAUCAUACACAGCAACGCCAUGCCAUUGUAUUUCUCAGGUUUCGGUAUAUCAGAAGCGAUAGGUGACGUGGACUUCUACCCGAAUGGUGGGUCGACACAGCCGGGCUGCAAGAGUGAGGGUGCGCAGAGCCCCGCCGGCGCAGACAUGUACACACAGCUCGGACACCUCGUCAGCUGCAACCACAAGAGGAGCUGCGAUCUCUUCACUGAGAGCAUUACCUCCUCAUGUCCUUUCAUGGCCGUCCAGUGUCAGUCAUAUGAGACGUUCCUUGCCGGUAACUGCACCACAUGUGACAGUAAGCAUUACUGCAUCCCCAUGGGAUACUAUUCCUAUACAUUCUACAAGAGACUGCUGGCCCAAGGUCUGGUCGACUCCAACUCUCACAUCACACUCUACUCUAUGACAGGUGGCUCCAGCCCAUUUUGUAAGGUGCACUACAAAAUAACAUUGAAGGUGUCAAACUCAACUGAGAGCAGAGUGCACGGACCAGAUGUGGGCAGGAUCUCUGUUGUACUUGUCGACAAGAAUAACAGCAAAAGCGAUCACAAAUUCAUUGAUGAUGAACAGAAAUACUACAAACCUGGUGAUGUAGAAACUAAGAUGGUGCCAUUCAAGGAUACAGGUUACCCGCCGAUGUCGGUCAUUGUCGAAUGGAAAUACGAAACAAAUUUGUUCAACCCUAUGACAUGGAGGUUGUUGAAGUCACCCAGUAUUUAUAUUGAAUAUAUGAAAAUAUCUUCUAUUGAAUAUAAUACUGACAUCACCGUGUGCCCAAAGAUGAAAAAGCCUGUCGUUGCAAACUUACAAACUGUAAUGAAGACAAAAUACUGCGGGUUUUCGUAGUAAUUAUAGAAAAUUCGUUAGUAGUUCGCUUCUUUGAAUGGGAAGAAAAACUGAAAACCAGCGCCAAGAGUCGGCUGUCAUCUGUCAAAGAUUAUAUACGUCAUUUUAAAGAUUUAAAAACCUAAAAUAUAAAUU